Messenger RNA from Scylla paramamosain (green mud crab), 3206 nucleotides. RefSeq names its product PPP2R1A-PPP2R2A-interacting phosphatase regulator 1-like. The record is from RefSeq and is a predicted model, not a curated record. The transcript has 6 exons. Gene Ontology annotation, molecular function: protein serine/threonine phosphatase inhibitor activity. The coding region runs from base 172 to 1677 and encodes 501 amino acids. Lineage: Eukaryota; Metazoa; Arthropoda; Malacostraca; Decapoda; Portunidae.
GGAUUUCCUCUUAAAACUGAGUUCUGAUUGGCUGGUGCCCCGCCUGUCGACCAAUCAGCGGUCUUAUUUCGUCCUCGGAAUGGCUCCUAGACGAAAACAUUGGACGUCAAUAAUGGUGUAGUCGUCGAGAAAUGGAAUGUGUUUGUGAAAGGUGCAGAGAGUUUAGCCACGAUGGAUGUUGACGUUAGUGGAGCGAGUGUGUCAGACAGCGAGGGGUGCGGGAAUGGACCGUCUUCGGGACACAUGAGUGGGCAGGGUGGGGUGGGUGGCGGCAGCAAGCUGAAGAGGUCCAGCAGCGCCCCAAUGAUCAACCAGUUGGUUCCACAGGGACCCGCCUCCACUCCCAACAUUUCCUCCAUCUCAAGUCGGGAAGUGCUGAGUGAGGUGCCGGGGAGUCAGCAUCGGGUGCGGCGGUUCAGUGCAUCCUUUGGGCCCAUCUCUCCCCUGUCCCCUGGCAGCACGAGGGGGAGCGGGCCACUGCGGGUGUGCCAGCUGAGGGAGGAGGAGGGCAUGGACGUGGUGAACCGAGAGGCAGCACACGAGAAGACAGUCAAGUCCACCCUGCAGAUCACCGACUGCCUCUCACAGUCAUGGGAAGACAUCACGCUGACCGAGGACGUGGGACGCCCCAAGUCCCACAGCAUCAGUGGUGUCAGCCUGCCCACCAGCGUGUCAGGCCCCAUCAGCGUGUCAAGCACCGUCACCUCCAUUGCCUCUGGUACAGUGUCGGGCAGUGCAGCACCUGUGCACCGGGACUACACCGACCCACUGCACCUCACCAUAGUCCCCACAGUGGUCCCUCUAGGCAACAGCGCCUCCCCAACACGCGGCGUUGGGCGGCAGUGCUUCUCGCCGGCCCUGCAGCAGCAUGUGCCCAAUAUCUCCUUCUGUCCUUCCCCGUCCCCCACGAAGCGCACCUUCUCCACGCGCCGCAGCCUCAGUCCCAUCGCCCUGCGCCCGUCUCCUCUUGGGGCAGGACUCAAGCGCAAGUAUGACGUAGAGGAGCGGUGCGAGCCUUUCCUGACACCCCGCAAGCGUGCCUCCACCUGCACCCCGGACCGCUGUGUUGGUGGACUCCUCAUGACUCAGGCCCACAGUGUUGGCAGCCUGGAAAGUACGCCGAGCCCUGCAGGUCCAGGAUCACUCGGCAGCGUUGGCACCCCAGACUCUGUGUGUUCCUCGGGCUCCCCAGGCCUGUCUGCCCCACCAUAUUCUCCUGCGUCCAUUGCCGAGACAGCCGCCCCCACCCCUGACCCGCCACCUCACUUGUUCAAGCCUGUGUCUCCAGCCCUGAACACAGACCAGACAGCCUCAUUCAGGAAUCAGGAGCAUGGGGGUCGCUAUGGGGGACAGGACCCCGGUGACUGCUUCAGCAGCCACGACCACACACACCACUUCAGGGGAAGGGAAUCCAGGGACCACUUUGUUGGGCAGGAGCAUAACGACCACUACAGGUCGCAGGAGCACAGUGGUCCCAUUGUUGGCCAGGAGCACCGGGACCAGUUUGAGGCCCAGCAGCACCGCCAGGCAUACGAUGGGCAGGUGAAGGGCGCAGACACCAGUGACGGCAGCAGCAAUGAUGCCAUGAUCACCGAGGAUGUCCCUGCCAGCGAUCUCAAGAGCUACCAGGACAUGGACUUGAGUGAGUCAAUAACACAGUCACCGCUCAACAUCUGACAUCACUUCUGACUGUCACACGUCGUGCUCGCCGGGCGCCGCGCUGCUGCCACCAGUGGGAGCGGCAGCCUCGGUGCAGCUGCAGUGUGAACAGUAUUGCUUGUCAUUAUAUACCUUAUAUCAUCUAGUGUUAUCUGUGAAGAUAUAGAGUGCUCUAUGUGAUAUGUAGACUUCCCCUUCAUAACUAACCUGCAGAGCUGUGAUGUCAUGUUUUGUGUGGCGGGUGUGCACUUCAAGCAUCGUGUGGUGUAAUUUAUGUCAUGUUUGAGGAUUGAAUCUUGAAUUCCCAGUGAACUGUCAUUGUAUAUUUAGAACCCUGCAUUUAUGUGCAAAGUCCUCGAGUGUAUGAGGAAAUAAUGAUAUUGGUCAGUUAAAGCUUUAUGUCACAUGUAAUUUAAGAAGUGUUGUCUUCAUUCUUCCUUUUAGACUUUCUCAUAAUUGUGAUAUUUAUCAUAUUGAUAUUUCCGGGCUGACUUCUACAUAUCUAUCCAUAUAAUGUGCAUUAGUGUUGUAUAGCAAAACUACAUUACUCUUUCACAAGUGUCACGGAUCAUGUUAUUUCAACUAGUCGCAGUGUAUAAAGCAUUAUACUUUUAAGAAUGGAAAAUAUCAGUGUGUACAGAAGAAAGCAAUGAAAAUGAGAGCUUUCUCCAGUUGAAGAAUAUUUUUUUCAGGUUUUUAUUAUGCUAUGGAAUCUGUUACUCAAAAUAUAGAACAUUAUACAAUAGAUACAUUAUAUAACUACUAGCUAUACAAAUAGUACAUUAGGCAUUCAGUGUUCCAGUCCAUUAAGGACCUAAAUCUGCAUAGUGCAUUCAGGUUGUUUUGCCACUUUAUGAAACCAGAAGCUGCCGUUCAUGGUGCCCAGGAGUGUAACACUGAGAGGCACAUUAAGCUGUUCGGCUCCUCACUACCACCAAUAUUCAAGGCCAACAAGUACCAUCAGAGACGAAGGAAACAUGGUGGUGAGAGGAAACAGGAUGAAGUAGAAGUAUUUAAUUCUUGAAAUGUUUUUACAGUUGUUUUUGAGAGUGAAGGCAACAGGCAAGACCAGAUAAAUUACUUCUGCUUCUUCUAUAUUUCCUCUCACCGCCACAUUCCUCUCACCAUCAAGCUUGCCAAUACCUGUAGUUUUAUCCCAACAAAAAGAUAAGCCAAUAUUUUUCAUUUUUUGGAUGAGUAGCCUCAGGAAGGUUUUCUUUGUUAUACACUUCUGAAUGAUGUGAAUGUUAUCCAGGAGAGAACAAACAUACAAAUGUUUACAUACAUGCAAUUGAUGAUUGACAUGACAAGUAGUUGUUUUAUCAUCACAUUUCAAUUUAAUAUUAAAAUAGUAUCAAUUGUUUUCCAAAUCUUAUGCAUAAUUUUUCAACACCAAAGGCAAAUCCCUCCUUCCCUCACUGACUGCAUCAUGCACUGGUGCUCACAUUACCCCAGCUGUUGUGUGUUUGUGUGUGUGUGUGAGAGAGAGAGAGAGAGAGAGAGAGAGAGAGAGAGAGAGAGAGAGAGAGAGAGAGAGAGAAAACAAA